Molecule: messenger RNA, 1357 nt
Organism: Hydractinia symbiolongicarpus
Lineage: Eukaryota; Metazoa; Cnidaria; Hydrozoa; Anthoathecata; Hydractiniidae
Exons: 3
Coding region: 155-871 (238 amino acids)
Biological process (GO): developmental process; regulation of transcription by RNA polymerase II
Molecular function (GO): protein dimerization activity; RNA polymerase II transcription regulatory region sequence-specific DNA binding; DNA-binding transcription factor activity, RNA polymerase II-specific
Source: RefSeq, a predicted model, not a curated record
GAUCCCAAGAGAAGAUAAAUCGGACGUUGUGAUUGGUUCAUAAUAACAUGCUAAUUGGACCAAAUAAUAUAUAAGUGGCUAAAGAAGAAGCAAGAAUCAGUUAAUCCUAUCAGAAGAAAAAAGUUGUACAUCUAUAUCCAGUUUUAUAAACAAAAUGAUGGCGUUUAAUCUAACCCGCGACCAUUAUGUGCCUGAACAUCAAUAUCUGCCCAAUAUAAAAUUAGAGGACGACGAUGUUUAUUAUCAACUGAACGAGUCCAAAUACAACCCAUUUGUUGAAUUAUCAAGACUAAAUAACGAAUUCAAAAUGCCACCGAUAUCUUCUUUUUGCGCUUCACCCUCCUUACCUGGUACAAUAAAUACAAAUAACGGACUUAGAAGUGAUUAUUUAGGCUCCUCCGAUGGAGAGUGCUCUCCGAAAAGUGUCGAUGAGAAUGAAAUUGUAGAUAAUGUAAUGAACUCCGUUUCUUGUAUCAGAGGAGUAAGGACUAUAACUCGAAAUCCUGGAAGACUUACAAGACAACGCGGAGGAGGGGCAGGAAAAACACGGGGAAGAGGGAGACGAAACGAACAAGUUUUACCGAAAGAAAAAGAUCGAGCACGCUUGUUUAAUGAAGCAUUCGAUGGUCUUCGUAAACGUAUUCCAUCAAUCCCUGCGAGCAAAAAACUUUCCAAGAUUGAAAUAUUAAGACUUGCCAUAUGUUAUAUGUCAUAUUUAAAGUUUUUAAUAGAAAAAGAUUUACCACAAAGAACUAAUCCUCAAAAUACCACGGCAACCGACCCUUCGUUGACACGCUCACGGCUACCAGAAAACCAUAUUAACAGUGUCCAGACCUCCGUAGUUCAUGAAGAAAAUAUGAGACUUUGUUGACAUAUAGCAGUGUCGCGUUUUAUAUGAUGACAUUAUGAAGUCAUAGCCGUUUAUUUGAUGUAGAUAUAUUUUUUUAUCGAAAAUUUUAAAUAAACAUUUUUUUUAGAUGUCAGAAAAAUAUUUAAGGUUUGUUAUGAGAAGAAAAGAAAGUUAUUGACCAUUAUAAGAAUUAAGAAUCUUGAUUAGAUUUUAUUUCAAUAUUAUUAAAGACAAAUCAAGUCUAAAUAUUUUCAUUUUCUGUGAAACACUUUUCAAUUUGUUGCAACUUUUUUCAGUUCUCUGGACUUACAUAUUUCUCAUGAUGGCAGACUUCAACUGUGUGUGAAUGGUUGUCUAGACAAUUUUGCGUUAAUUAAUUUUAAAAUAGUUUUUUACAGACAUAUUUUUUUCUAUUAUAUUUUAUAAACCUGUUGUUACGAUAUUCAGAUUUUGUAUUUAUUUCCUCAAAUUUUAUAAGAGUUUUACACAAACAAUCCAAUGGUAAUA